CAUAAAACCCCCCAAUAUUCCUCCCUCCCCUUUUCUCCUCAAAUCAAACCUUUUCCCUCUCAUUCUUCCUUCCUUCCUUCCUUCCCUCCAAACCAACUGCAACCAUAAGCAACUCAAUCCUCUCUAUUCAUUAACUGCUCAUUUCACACUGUUUACUUGGUUAGGUGUCAGCACUUUGCAUUCAUUAUAUAUUCAUACUGAAUAGGGUUUUUUUUUUUUUUGUACUCAAGUGUGUGGAGGGAAACCCUGGAUCAGAACCAGGCAAUGGGUGACUCACCAAACUCAGAAACCGAGUCAAGCACUCUUAGCAACAACUCCUCUACUCUGUCUCCACCUUCACCAUGCUCUUAUGGCGGUAACAGGGAAUCGGGAACUGACCCCACCCCCGACUCCAAGAGGCAAAAGCGUCAGAGGGAUAGUAGCAAACAUCCGGUUUACCGUGGGGUGCGAAUGCGGGCAUGGGGCAAAUGGGUAUCCGAAAUCCGAGAGCCCCGUAAGAAGAACCGGAUCUGGUUAGGCACUUUUUCCACUCCCGAAAUGGCCGCACGUGCCCAUGACGUUGCAGCCUUAAGCAUCAAAGGCAACGCCGCCAUUCUCAACUUCCCUGAACUCGCCGAGUCGUUGCCCCGACCAGCCUCCAACUCCCCCCGCGACGUCCAAGCCGCCGCUGCCAAAGCUGCCUCAAUGGACUUCUUAAGUAACAGCAUUAGUAGUAACAACAGCAACGCCACGUCAUCUUCAUCGUUGUCGUCCUCAGCUUCCACGUCGUCAUCGUCGAAUGUGGAUGACGUGCCGACACCGGAGGAGCUGAGCCAGAUAGUGGAGCUGCCAAGUCUAGGGACGAGCUUCGAAUCGGCCGAGUUAGGGAACGAGUUCGUGUACGUGGACGCGGUCGAUGGGUGGUUUUUUAAUCCCAGGGGCAUGCCUUGGUAUUACGAAGAAAACUGUGGGUAUUUUGGGGAAGAGAUUUCAAUGCAAAUUCAAGAAAGUGAGAUGAUCACCGGGUUUGGCCCUUUACUAUGGGAUCACUAAAAACAAAAAAUCAAUAGUAUCUGCCCUUUUUGUUAAAAAUAAAAUACUCAUAUAAUUUUUAUUUGACGAAAUUGCCCCUUUUACAUUUUUUUCCCUAGAUGGAACGGGCAAAAGAAAAGAAAAAAAAUAAAUCUUGCAUGGUUUAGUCCAUUGUGCUUAGAGAUUUAGCAUGGAUAGGUCAAAAUUUCUAGUUUUUUCCCUUCUCAGAGGAAAAGUCAAAUAUAAUGGGGAUUCUUCUUUUCUUUUCUUGUAAUUAUAUUUGGUGAGAUUGACAUGUGUUGUGGAGUAAUUAAAGCUCAUAUGUUCCUGUUUGGGUUCA
Molecule: messenger RNA, 1351 nt
Organism: Gossypium raimondii (Peruvian cotton)
Lineage: Eukaryota; Viridiplantae; Streptophyta; Magnoliopsida; Malvales; Malvaceae
Product: ethylene-responsive transcription factor TINY
Exons: 1
Coding region: 265-1032 (255 amino acids)
Biological process (GO): regulation of DNA-templated transcription
Molecular function (GO): DNA binding; DNA-binding transcription factor activity
Source: RefSeq, a predicted model, not a curated record